AUGGUUACUUCGAAUCCUUAUUAUACACAGGUUAAUGGGCAAGUAGAAGCAGCGAAUAAGAUAUUGAUAGGCUUGAUUAAAAAGCAUAUCAGGAGUAAGCCUCGAACAUGGCAUGAGACUUUAAGCCAAGUAUUGUGGGCCUAUCGAAACUCACCAAGAGGUUCGACAGGAACUUCACCUUAUAAGUUGGUAUAUGGCCAUGAUGCGGUAUUACCAUUGGAAAUUAAUUUGAAUACUUUAAGAGUAUCGAAACAAAAUGAUUUGCUAGUUGAUGACUAUUGGAAUGUAAUGUUUGAUGAGUUGAACGAAUUAAAUUCAGAGCAAAUCUUGGCACUUGAGAAUAUAAUUCGACAGAAAGAAAGUGUUGCUCGAAGUUAUAAUCGUCGAAUUAAAGAAAAAUCUUUCAAGAUAGGUGAAUUGGUGUUGAAAGUUAUUUUACCGAUGGAAAAAAAAAUCAAGAUUUCUGGGUAA
Arachis duranensis is the source of this 471-nucleotide messenger RNA. RefSeq lists its product as uncharacterized. The coding region runs from base 1 to 471 and encodes 156 amino acids. Gene Ontology annotation, biological process: DNA integration. Lineage: Eukaryota; Viridiplantae; Streptophyta; Magnoliopsida; Fabales; Fabaceae. The transcript has a single exon. The record is from RefSeq and is a predicted model, not a curated record. Gene Ontology annotation, molecular function: nucleic acid binding.